AUGGCUGCUCGCAGCGUCUUCUUGCAGGUUGUGGUUCUCUUCUGCCUGCUGAGCCUGUGCCACGUGUCAGCCCAGGGGCCAACCACGCUGAGCAUCUCGUUCCCGGACUCGUUCGUGACACCCCGGGAGGGGGGUGGUGCAACGGGGUUUGGCCUGACCUUCAACCCCCCCCAGACGGCGACUUCAGGUACGAUUGAUGCCAACGUCAUCUCAUGCGGAUCAGCGGGACUGCCCUCAAACGUGGCAAUCGCCAACACAAGCAUUACCUCCACCCCCGCGGUCUACACUGUGUCGGCCAACACUUCCCGCGGAUUUGCGGGAGCGGUGACCAUCACCAACAUAGUCCUCAGCGUGACGACUCCGCCGUUUCCCGUCAACCAGACGGACGGCAGCUAUUCCGUCGAAAUAUCCAACGGAACCCUCUUCAUCGGCCGUGUGAACGGAACCCUGACGGGGAGGCCUCUUGACUUCAGUAACAAGCAGUUCUCCUUCAGCAACCCACCCAGCCUGCCCGUCACCGGCAACUUUAAGGCCCUGCCUGGGGGAACCCUCAGUAUGAGUGCCUCCUUGAACCUGCAGGUUCUCAUCAGUCAGAUCGUGGCCGCGGCUGGCUUCUCGGGCAGCCAGCUGACCGCGAGCGACACAAGCGGGGGCGCCAUCCGGCUCGUGACCAGCCUCCUCGCAAGCGGCCCGGACCCGUGCAAGUAA
Klebsormidium nitens is the source of this 708-nucleotide messenger RNA. Lineage: Eukaryota; Viridiplantae; Streptophyta; Klebsormidiophyceae; Klebsormidiales; Klebsormidiaceae. The record is from the annotation of a GenBank genome assembly.